UCAGAGCUCAAUCUUUGUUUUUCAAAUUUUCAGUCUUAUGUAGUGUACUUGGGAGAACACAAACAUGGGCUUGAGCCAACUUCGUGCUGAGAUUGCAAGGGACAAGAUUUUUUACUCAUAUUCUCAUUCCAUCAAUGGUUUUGCCGCGGUCCUGGAGGAGGAAGAAGCUGCGCAGUUAGCAAAACGUUCGGAUGUGAUUUCUGUUUUUCCAAACAAGCCAAAGAAACUGCACACAACUCAUUCAUGGGAAUUUUUGAGAUUGACAAGAGAUGGGAUUAUUCCUUCCCAAGGGAUUUGGAAAAAGGCAAGGUUUGGGAAAGACACCAUCAUUGGAAACCUAGACACCGGUGUUUGGCCGGAAUUAAAGAGCUUUUCAGGUGAAGGGUAUGGUCCCAUUCCAUCAAGGUGGCGUGGAACCUGUCAAAGUGGAAAUGGAGAUAAAUUACUUUGCAAUAGGAAGUUGAUAGGAUUAAGGUACUUUAACAAAGGUUUAGCUGAAGCUGUUGGUGACCAACUAAAUUCCUCGUUAUCAACUGCGAGGGACCUUGAUGGCCAUGGAUCACACACCCUAUCAACUGCUGGUGGCAAUUUUGUUCAAGGAGCUAAUGUUUUUCGCCAUGGUAAUGGGACAGCAAGUGGGGGAUCACCUGCAGCUCGUGUAGCAGCUUAUAAAGUAUGCUGGCCCCAAACUGGAGGCACUGCAUGCAUGGAUGCAGACAUCCUUGCUGCCUUUGAUGCUGCAAUUAGUGAUGGUGUUGAUGUGCUCUCACUGUCACUCGGUAGUGAUGCACAGGAAUUUUCUGAGGAUGGAAUUGCAAUUGGGUCCUUCCAUGCUGUCAAGAAUGGCAUUACUGUGGUUGCUUCUGCUGGUAAUUCUGGGCCAACACCAGGGAGCGUAUCCAAUGUGGCACCUUGGAUAUUUACAAUUGGGGCUAGCACAAUUGACAGGGAGUUCACAAGUUAUAUCAAGCUUGGGAACAAGAAGCAGAUUAAGGGAAUGAGUCUUUCUGCAACAAUUCUGCCUCAUGGGAAAUACUAUCCACUGAUUACUGGUGCAAGCGCUAAGUUAGAUAAUGUCCCAGAAGUAGAUGCCAACCUGUGUGCACCAGAUUCGCUUGACCCUAGAAAGGCUAAGGGAAAGAUUGUGGUGUGUCUUCGAGGGGAUUAUGGAAGAACAGAGAAAGGGGUAGCAGCCCUUCGAGCCGGAGCUGUUGGCAUGAUUCUAGCGAAUGAUGAGCAAAGUGGAAAUGAAGUUUUAGCAGACGCUCACAUGCUCCCAGCUGCUCACGUCAAUUUUGCUGAUGGUCAAACUAUCUAUGCCUACAUCAACUCUAAUGGGAAACCUAUAGCAAAAAUCAAACAUGUAAAGACUGUAUUGGGUACAAAACCGGCUCCAAAAAUGGCUGCGUUCUCAUCUAGGGGACCUAAUUUCAUAGAUCCAGAAAUUCUCAAGCCUGAUAUAACAGCACCUGGGGUGGCGAUCAUUGCUGGUUAUAGUCUAGCAACUUCACCAACUGAUUCUGAGUUUGAUAAACGCCGAAUUCCAUUCAACACGCUAUCCGGUACUUCUAUGUCUUGCCCUCAUGUUUCCGGUGUUGUUGGACUUCUCAAGACACUCUACCCUCUUUGGAGUCCUGCAGCUAUUAAGUCUGCAAUAAUGACUACCGCAAGAAUACGUGAUAAUGAAGAACAGGCAAUGAAAGAUUCUUCAACCAAUGAUAUGGCAACUCCAUUUGCGUAUGGGGUAGGAGAUGUGAGACCAAACCGAGCAAUGGAUCCUGGCCUCGUUUAUGACUUAACAGUUGAUGAUUACUUGAACUACCUCUGUGGCCGGGGAUACAACACAAGCUUGCUAAAAAGUUUCACAACCAAGCCAUAUGCAUGUCCCAAGUCAUACAGCGUAACAAACUUCAACUACCCUUCAAUUUCACUUCCUGAAUUGAGUGGGCAGGUGACUGUCACUAGACGAGUAAAGAAUGUUGGCCAUCCAGGUACAUACUCCGCCCGCAUCAAGUCACCAGUUGGAGUCUCAGUAUCAGUUAGACCUAAGACACUGACAUUCAAGAAGAUGGGUGAAGAGAAGGAAUUCGCAGUUACAUUCAACUCUACGAGUAAAGUAGGGUCUGGAGAUUUUUUAUUUGGGCAGUUGGUCUGGUCUGAUGGGAAGCAUAAUGUUAGGAGUCCUAUAGUAAUAAACCACAAGUAGAUUUGGUGUAAAGUGGGUUUUUAUGCAAGUUCUUUAGGUCGUGGAGGCUUUAUUUACAAGUUCUGAGGAGGAUAGUUUUCCUGUUGGAUGAUUUAGACUUUUUCUAAGGUAAGUUAGCUUGAUACAUUUGGGUUCUGUUGUUCUGUUCAUCAUUUUCCAUUCCCCUGUUUUAUGAUUUAUAUGUUGAAAUGCUUUAUCGAUUCCGUCAUGUCAUAGUGGGUUCACUGCUUGAAUAUGAUGAUUCUAUGGUCUAUUUAUUUGAUUUUGGUGGUGUUGAUGGCUGAUUCAUGCUAAUAAGUUUUCUUGGAAAUAAGAAUUCCUGAUGUUAUGAGUUCAAAGUUUCCCUCUGUUUGUUUUCUUUCUAUGGUUGAUUCGAGUUCUGUUUGCGUCUUUGUUUACUAAAGUCAAUUUUAUUCU
Rubroshorea leprosula is the source of this 2623-nucleotide messenger RNA. The record is from the annotation of a GenBank genome assembly. Lineage: Eukaryota; Viridiplantae; Streptophyta; Magnoliopsida; Malvales; Dipterocarpaceae.